GAUGGUCCCUGAUGAUGACGGCUUAGACUUUAUUGGGGAUUUAAAGGUAGCAAUUAUUUUGAUAAAAUGUAGAAAUGAGGAGAUGAUUGUUAAACCAACCAACAAUACUUCAGCAUCAACAUCGUCAUCCGUAUCAGCUUUAACGUCACCAUCACCAUCCACGUCGGCUUCGACAUCAGCUUCAGCAUUAACAACAUCCACGUCAGCUUCGACAUCAGCUUCGACAUCUGCUACAACAACAUCCACGUCAGCUUCGACAUCAGCUUCGACAUCAGCUUCAUACUUGUCUUCAGUUAUAAUGGCCAGUCAGCUUAUCUCUAUUCUGCGUGAUUCAUCAUUAUAUACAACACCGCAAAAUACUGUUCCAGUAACCCAAGAAUAUAUCACUAAAUUUUACAAGACAAUUUACGACAAGGUCGUAAAAUGUGAAAUGGACAUUUCUAAAGUUAAUGAUGUUUAUAUAUUAGAUUAUUUGAAACAAACAAGUCAAAGUGAAUUUAAAGUUUUUGAGUUCGUUAACACAAAUCAAUCCAAAACAAUCAAUAAGGUUAUGUUGGCAUUGUUUCAUCAACUCGCAAUUGGAACCGCAUGCAAUGUACCAAAGGCAUUCGAAUUGUACACAGAGUUAGCACCAAAAAAUGGCUUCUCAGCGUAUACAGCGGGUUUAUACAAGCAAUAUGGUCAAGGAAUCCCAAAAAAUGCCACUGAAGCUUUUAACUUUUUCAAAUUGGCUGGUGAAGGUGGCUUUGUACCAGCUUAUAAUAAAUUAGGGUUAUGUUAUGAUAUGGGAACAGGUGUUGAGGUAGAUAAAGAAAGGGCCUUCCAAUGGAUUGAAAAAUCGGCAUUAGCAGAUGAUAAAUAUGGUCAAUACAAUUUAGGAUUAUAUUAUGAAACUGGUAACGGAUGUGAAAAAGAUUUAACCCAAGCAUUCGUAUGGUAUGUGAAAGCUGGCGAGCAAGGAUUUAUCACAGCAUUGAAUAAAGUGGGAAUUUGUUAUAAAAAUGGAGUGGGAACAACGGCAGACCUGUCCAAAGCAUUCGAAUGGUUCAAAAAAGCGGCCGAGGCAGGGUGUAAAUAUGGACAAGUUAAUUUGGGAAAUGCUUAUGAGUUGGGAUGGGGAGUUACCAAAGAUGAGGACGAAGCUUUUAAAUGGUUCGGCAAAUCUGCUAAUAAUGAUAAUUAUGAUUUGGGACAAUUUUAUUAUGCAAGAUGUUUCGAAGUAGGUAUUGGAACUCCUAAAAACAUGACCAAAGCUUUGGAAUGGUAUAAGAAAAGUGCUGAUAACGGAAACAAUAUGGCGAGAUUUGCUUUGUUGGACUUGACCGGAAUGGCGGCACUUCUUAUUCAAUAG
Messenger RNA from Entrophospora sp. SA101, 1351 nucleotides. NCBI's taxonomy places the organism in Eukaryota, Fungi, Glomeromycota, Glomeromycetes, Entrophosporales, Entrophosporaceae. The record is from the annotation of a GenBank genome assembly.